Puccinia triticina is the source of this 1554-nucleotide messenger RNA. RefSeq lists its product as uncharacterized. Gene Ontology annotation, molecular function: 3-deoxy-7-phosphoheptulonate synthase activity. Gene Ontology annotation, biological process: aromatic amino acid biosynthetic process. The record is from RefSeq and is a predicted model, not a curated record. The transcript has 7 exons. Lineage: Eukaryota; Fungi; Basidiomycota; Pucciniomycetes; Pucciniales; Pucciniaceae. Bases 1 to 1554 code for a protein of 517 amino acids.
AUGACGCCUGUCCACCAGCCCUGGUCAGUUGAUUCUUGGAGACAGAAGCCGAUCGCCCAAGCCAUCACUUAUCCCCAAGACACUUGGCCGAAACUCGAGAAUGUGAAAACCAAGCUUAAACAGCUCCCAGGUCUUGUCACACCACAUGAGAUUAUCAAACUAAAGGAGCGACUGAAACUGGUGGCUCGAGGAGAAGCGUUUCUAUUGCACGGUGGCGAUUGUGCAGAACUGUUUGAGUACUGUAACCAUGAACAUAUCUCAGCUCGAGUCAAGUUACUCUUGAUGAUGUCCUUGAUAAUCAUUUGGGGAGCAAGGAUACCGGUGGUCAGAGUGGGCCGAAUAGCCGGCCAGUUCGCCAAACCUCGCAGUCAGCCUACCGAGACGAUUGAUGGCAAGGAAUACCCUAGUUUUCGAGGAGAUAUUGUCAACGGUUAUUCAUUGAGCGAGCGGACGCCUGAUCCAGAACGUCUUCUCUCAGCCUACUUUCACUCAUCAGCGAUCAUUAACCACAUCCGGGGCUUGCUAGGAUCCGGCCUCGCCAAUCUUCAACAACCCUCAGCCUGGUCAUUCGCACACGUUAGAUCGCCGAGCUUGCAGGCAAAAUUCCAUGACAUCGUUGAGCGCUUAGAGGACUCGUUGGAUUUCAUGAGGACGAUUGGUGCCAAUGCACAGUCUGAGGGCACUUUGGGCAUCUUGGAUACCGUCGAGAUCUGGACUAGUCAUGAGGCUCUCUUGCUAGAGUAUGAAGAAGCCUUGACGCGAACGAUCCAGCCCGCGAGGUCAGUACGAGCGCGAAAGAUCAGCUCGAUGGCAGCAGGAUCUGGGCCAUCAAUACAAGAAGCUAUCGCUCCUCGAUCGACUACUUCCCCAAACACGUGCCCUGAGACUUCAUCUCCUAGCUACGAUCUCUCGGCACAUUUGGUUUGGGUUGGCGAACGUACGAGACAGCUCGAUCAUGCCCACUUAGAGUUUUUACGCGGGAUUUCGAACCCGGUUGGGGUUAAACUAGGGCCAAAGACGACCCCAGAAGAUUUGAUCGGAAUCCUCGAUAUCCUCAAUCCGACAUAUGAAGAAGGCAAGAUCUUAUUGAUUUGUAGGUUCGGGGCAGAACAUGUCGAUCAAUGCUUGCCUGCCUGUAUUCAGGCUGUCCGAAACUCUAAACAUCGCUCUUCAAUAUUUUGUUGCGAUCCAAUGCAUGGCAAUACCAAAGCUGCAGAUGGCUUGUCAGGUAUCAAGACUCGGUACCUAAGUGAUGUGGUCACAGAACUAUCCAAAUCAAUUCAGAUCCAUGCCGAGAAUGGUUCAAGAUUAGGCGGAGUACACUUGGAAAUGACGGGGGAACUAGAUGAGGAAGGUUACUCAGUUACCGAAUGCUUGGGUGGGAGUAUGAACCUACAAACUGAACACUUAUCACUGAAUUACCAGACUCAUUGUGAUCCUCGACUGAAUUAUGAACAAUCCUUGGAUAUCGCCUUUCUUAUUGCCAAUCAAUUUCAAGGAUUGAGGAAUAACCCGAUUAUCAAGCAAGAAUCAAUUUUACCUCACUUGAAUUAG